UGCACCUCGGGUUUCGUCCUAUCUUAUGUCCUGUACGUACAGUACCUACCUGCAGCAGGAUCCUUGUCUACCACGGGGACACUGCAGGGAUCUUUCGUCCUUCGAGGACUAAGACUUUACUGCAUAAGUCUGCCCCUAUCACUCAGUUCCUCCGACACAGAAGAGACUGGGGUCGAAGACGGAUUGACGACUGCAUGAACAAGGCGAAAGCCACCCAGCCUCGUCUCGAGCAAACACACGUGUUGAGAUACAGACAGACGGUUUCCAUCCACUUCUCCAUGGGCUAGAAUGUGACUAGCUUGCACUGAACAUGGCACCAGUCUAUCCUCCGGCUACCCCUCACCGAAAAAAGAAAAGACAUAUGAAGCCCUGGACGCCCCCAUGAGCCCCUCAGUGCGUUUCUCUCUGUAUUCCACUCCCACCUUGUCACCAAAAUCAUGACGAAUCCAUCUGUUUCCACUAUCUUGGAAGACUUGGCCGCAGCAGGCAAGGCCUAUAACCAGGCCGAGCCUGGCUCCCGAGAAGCCCUCAUUGAUCGCAGCCGUGCGCUGGUGGCCGCGCUGGAGAUGCCCAGUGAAUUUAUUCAACGCAGCUUCUGGGCCGAGCCCGCCAUGUCCGCCGUCAUCCGCAUCGCCGUGGACGUCCAACUAUUCCAGCUACUCCGCGACGCAGGGGAGGCGGGCCUGAGCCCGUCCGAGCUGGCCGACAAGACGGGCGUCGAAGUCGUGCUCCUGCAGCGGUUGACGCGCCACCUGGUGGCGAUGUACCUGAUCAGCUUCCAUGACGGCGCCUUCCACGGCACGGCGCUGAGCGACCAGCUCGCGGCGGACAACUACCAAGACAGCAUCUCCUUCUGCUACGACACGGCGCGCCCGUCCUUCAACAACUUCCCCGCCUUCUUCCAGAACACCCACUACCGAUCCCCGACCGUGGGGAGUCUGGACGGGCCCUUCCAGCGCGCCCAUCACACCGCGCUCCACUUCUUCGACUGGCUGGUGGCCAACCCGCCCAACCUGCCGCACUUCGACUCCUUCAUGAGCGCCUACCGCGCCGGCAAGCCCAACUGGUGCGACCCGGGCUUCUACCCCGUCGCCGACCGCCUGAUCGCCGGCUUCGAGCCCAGCAGCAGCAGCAGCGACGCCAGCGACGCCGACGACGCCGAAGGCGUUCUCCUCGUCGACGUUGGGGGCGGCCGAGGCCACGACGUAACCAUCUUCACGCAGCAAUAUCCGACGCACCCGGGGCGAGUCAUCCUGCAGGACCGCGAGCCCGUGAUCGCCGCCUUAGCUCCUGCCACCACCACCACCACCAGCCCGAAACCCACAUUCACCGCGCAGGCCCACGACUUCUUCACGCCGCAGCCCAUCGCCGGGGCGCGCGCCUACUUCCUGCACUCGAUCCUGCACGACUGGGACGACGAGCGCGGGGUGCAGAUCCUGCGGAACCUGGUGCCCGCGCUGCGCCGCGGCUACUCGCGGGUGCUGCUGAACGAGAUCGUGGUCAGCGAGGAGCGGCCGACGCUCGCGGCCACGAGCAUGGAUCUGAUGAUGCUGGCGCACUUCGCCGUGCGCGAGCGCACCGAGCGCGAGUGGCGCGCCAUCCUGCUCCGGGCGGGGCUUCGCGUCGUGGAGAUCUACACCUACCCCGGGGUGGCGGAGAGUUUGAUUGAGGCGGAGUUGGUGGCUUGAUGUCUCAGGAUCUUGAUGCUUUUAGCGUGUUGUUUUUUGUUCUGUGGGCCAGGCACAGAGGUCGGUCGGUCAGUCAGACAGUCAGUCAGACAUGGGGGUUGAAGUUAGCUGAGCUGAGCUGUGUGAUUCGAUUGCAGCGGCAAAGAGCUAAACUAAACCAGCUACAACCUCGUUUCCACGAUUCCAACCUCUCUUGACUUUCUAUUUUGAUAGUUAGAUGAGAGAUCGUCGGUGAGGACAGUAUACUACAGUACAGUACACAGUAACUAACUACAGUCCGG
Messenger RNA from Aspergillus aculeatinus CBS 121060, 1969 nucleotides. RefSeq names its product putative O-methyltransferase. The coding region runs from base 438 to 1688 and encodes 416 amino acids. Lineage: Eukaryota; Fungi; Ascomycota; Eurotiomycetes; Eurotiales; Aspergillaceae. The record is from RefSeq and is a predicted model, not a curated record. Gene Ontology annotation, molecular function: O-methyltransferase activity. The transcript has 2 exons.